Messenger RNA from Megalops cyprinoides (Indo-Pacific tarpon), 4726 nucleotides. RefSeq names its product A disintegrin and metalloproteinase with thrombospondin motifs 2-like. The coding region runs from base 82 to 4167 and encodes 1361 amino acids. NCBI's taxonomy places the organism in Eukaryota, Metazoa, Chordata, Actinopteri, Elopiformes, Megalopidae. Gene Ontology annotation, biological process: proteolysis; extracellular matrix organization. Gene Ontology annotation, molecular function: metalloendopeptidase activity. The record is from RefSeq and is a predicted model, not a curated record. Gene Ontology annotation, cellular component: extracellular matrix. The transcript is spliced from 24 exons.
UGGCGGAUUGCUGGUCGCGGGGAACUUUACCACACUGGAUCCCAAAGUCCGUCUCUCUCACGUGCGCAGUUCGGAGCUGCCAUGGAUCUUGCGCCUGGAUUUGCAUUCUUAAUUAUUUUGCCGUUCUUUCUGCACACGAACGGCCUCUAUAUCGCCAGUAGCAUAGACUCCCUGCAGGACAUCCUCGGGGAGUAUGGACUGGUCAGGCCGGUGAGCACGGACGCUGAGGGCAGGUUCCUGUCGCACGCCGUGUCGGCCGAGCACCACCACAGGGAGCCCCGGGACCGGCUCUACUACAACGUCACCGUCUUCGGCCGGGAGUUCCACCUGCGCCUGCGUCACAACUCGCGGCUGGUGGCCCCCGGAGCCAAGGUGGAGUGGCAGGACGACAGCAACGACACGCGCUCGGAGCCCCUGCUGAGCGACUGCCUCUACGUGGGCGAUGUCAGCGGCGUGCCGGGCGCGUCCGUCGCCAUCAGCAACUGCGACGGCCUGGCGGGAAUGAUCCGGACGGAGCAGGAGGAAUUCUUCAUCGAGCCCCUGGAGCGAGGGGGUCAUGUGACGGGGGAGGAGGAGGAGGGGGGCGGUGGCCGGCAGCACAUCGUGUACCGCUCCUCGGCUGUGAAGAAGCCUCCUGCCAAUCACACGGCAGACUUCCACUCCAGAGGUCAGUGCCUUUUUAUCCGGUCCCCUGACAGAGACGCGCGCACUCGUCUGUCUCCAAGGUGGCUGGGCAAUAUAGCCCAGAACCUGAACCAGAGCCGGAGAGUGCGCCGCCAGGCCGUGGAGCGGGCCUACAACAUCGAGGUCCUGCUCGGGGUGGACUACUCGGUGGUCCAGUUCCACGGCAAGGAGCACGUGCAGAAGUACCUUCUAACCCUCAUGAAUAUCGUGAACGAGAUCUACCACGAUCAGUCCCUGGGGGCACGGAUCAACGUGGUUCUGGUGCGGAUCAUCAUGCUGCCCUAUGAGAAGUCUAUGAGUCUGAUAGAGCUGGGGAACCCCUCUCAGAGUCUGGAGAAUGUGUGCCGCUGGGCCUUCCUGCAGCAGAAGAAGGAUUCGGGUGACGCCGAGUAUCAUGACCACGCCAUCUUCCUCACCCGGCAGGAGUUUGGCCCCACGGGCAUGCAGGGUUACGCCCCGGUAACAGGUAUGUGCCACCCUGUGAGGAGCUGCACUCUGAACCAUGAGGACGGGUUCUCCUCAGCCUUUGUGGUGGCCCACGAAACUGGACAUGUGCUGGGUAUGGAGCAUGACGGCCAGGGAAACCGCUGUGGAGAUGAGGUGCACAUGGGGAGCAUCAUGGCCCCACUGGUGCAGGCUGCUUUCCACCGUUUCCACUGGUCCCGCUGCAGCCAGCAGGAGCUAGGCCGAUAUCUGCACUCCUACGACUGUCUCCGUGACGAUCCCUUCGACCACAACUGGCCAUCACUGCCGCAACUGCCUGGGAUCCACUACUCCAUGAACGAACAGUGUCGCUUCGAUUUUGGCAUCGGCUACAUGAUGUGCACCGCGUACCGCACAUUCGACCCCUGCAAGCAGCUGUGGUGCAGUCACCCCGACAAUCCCUUCUUCUGUAAGACCAAAAAGGGCCCGCCCAUUGACGGCACCAUGUGUGCCCCCGGGAAGCACUGCUUCAAGGGCCACUGUAUCUGGCUGACCCCGGACAUCCUGAAACAGGACGGGAACUGGGGCAUGUGGAGCAAGUUUGGGUCCUGCUCACGGACAUGCGGAGGAGGGGUGCGCUUCCGCACCCGCGAGUGUAACAACCCAAUCCCUGCCAAUGGGGGACGCACCUGCUUUGGUCCCAACUACGAGUUCCAGCUUUGCAACACGGAGGAAUGCGCCAGCCUCUUCAGCGACUUCAGGGAGGAGCAGUGCAGGAUGUGGGACCCCAAGUUCGAGUACCAGAACACCAAGCACCACUGGCUGCCCUUCGAGCACACGGACUCCAAGGAGAGAUGCCACCUGCACUGCCAGUCCAAGGAGACCCGCGACGUGGUGGACAUGCAGAGGAUGGUGCACGACGGCACGCGCUGCUCCUACAAAGACCCCUACAGCAUCUGCGUGCGCGGGGACUGCGUGAAAGUGGGCUGCGACCAUGUCAUCGGCUCGACCCAGCAGGAGGACAAGUGCGGUGUCUGCGGUGGGGACAACUCCAGCUGCAAGAUCGUCAAGGGCAACUUCACCCGCAGUGCCAAGAAACAAGGUUUUCUCAGGAUCCUUGAAAUCCCUCGUGGAGCCAGACAUCUGCUCAUCCAGGAAUUCAAGGGAACACCGCACAUCCUGGCGGUGAAGAAUCAGGCCACAGGACACUUCUUCCUGAACGCGGAGGGCGAGUUCCCAGAGUCUCGGACUGUCAUCGAGAAGGGGGUGGAGUGGGAGUACCACAACGACGACGACAAGGAGACGGUCCAGACCAACGGCCCGCUAAAAUACGGAGUGCUCAUUAUGGUGCGUCCGCAGUCCCCUCACUCACACACGUUCACACUGUCGUACAAGUACAUCAUCCACGAGGACCUGCAGUCGUCCAUUGAGAACAACGUGCUUCUGGAGGACUCUUCCUUCUUCGAAUGGGCCCUGAAGAAGUGGUCUCACUGCACCAAGCCCUGCGGGGGAGGUCAGCAGUAUACGCGAUAUGGGUGCAGGAGGAAGUCGGACAGUAAGAUGGUUCACCGGACCUAUUGUGAGAACAUAAAGAAGCCCAAAGCCAUAACCAGAAACUGCAACCAGAAGGAGUGCUCCCUGCCCAUCUGGGUGACAGGGGAGUGGGAGCCCUGCACUAAGUCCUGCGGGAAGGCCGGCUUCCAGAUGCGCUCGGUCCGCUGCAUCCAGCCCCUGCACGACGGCACCAACCGCUCCAUCCACAGCAAGUACUGCAACGACGACCGGCCCGAAGCCCGCCAGCCCUGCAACCGACAUCUCUGCCCUGCCCAGUGGAGGGUGGGGCCCUGGUCACAGUGCUCUGUGACAUGUGCCAACGGGACGCAGGAGAGACAGGUUCUGUGCCACACGCGUGACAACACCAUCAGCCUCUGCACGGACGCGAAGCCGGAAACCAUCCGAGCCUGCCGGCUGCCGCCCUGUCCCAAGAGCCCCACCGACCACAACAAGAACGGGAACUUCCUCAUACAGUGGCUGUCCCGGCCCGACCCCGAGUUCCCCAUCCAGAAGAUCUCUUCAAGGCAGCGUUGUCAGGGGGACAAGUCGGUUUUCUGUCGUAUGGAGGUCCUGAGCCGGUACUGCUCCAUCCCAGGCUACAAGCAGAUGUGCUGCAAGUCCUGUAAUGAGGGCAACUACACCACACACUCCAGCCCCACUGACCACAGGAAGUAUACCACGCCUUCUAGUCACACGAUCAGGAAGUAUACAACCGCCCCGACUCACACAACCAGGAAGUACAGCACAGCUCCCAGCCCCACAACCAGGAUGUACAGCACCACUCCCAGAUAUACAGUCGGGACAUACCCUUCAUUUACCAUGUCCACGGGCACUAGUAGAUACACCACAACACUCAGACCCACUACGUCCUUCAGUGAUACUACAGUUCCCAGCACCACCUUCACCACUGAUGAAACAACAGAUCCCAGCACCACCUUUAUCACAGAUGAUGUCACAGUUCUGAGAACCACCUUGCCUGAUGAAGACAUCACAGUUUCCAGCACCGCUGUCGCUGAAGAAACCUCCACAGAUUCUGGAACUAGCAUUAACUUUGAUGACAUCAGAGUUCCCAGCAGCACUGUUGCCAGUGAUGAGGUCAUAAUGCCCAGCACCAUUGUUGUCGACCAUGACAUCACUACUCUCAGUCCCACCUCUGCUUGGCCUGACAAUGUGGAGCACACACCUGGGUCUACCCUUGCUCCACCCACAACCACACCCACAGAGGAUGCAGCACCUACAACCACCACUGUCGCCACAGAGACCACCAGUGCCAGGGAAACAACCACCUCCAUCAGGCCUCCAAAUAAAAUAGAGGAGACCAGGGAAAACAACUUCAUCGAUGUGCCUUACAAAAUUAUCGGCGUGGACAACGACGUCUCCCAAAACAACUUCAUUCCCCGACGGAGACGCCUCUACCGCGAGCGAACGCGGAACAAACGAAUCCAAGAGCUCCUGGCCGAAAAGCGUGACUUUCUCAGAAGAAUGAAAAGGGGACCGGGUGCUUGAGUGACGGUGCUUCAGUUUCUCUUAUAGAGAUGAGCCCUGUCAGUCACAGAUUGUAAUUAUUUAAUCGCUGGUGCUCUGUCAGGUACUGAAAAAUGAACCGACAAACGGAACAUGGUACAGAUCUGCCCUUACCUUCCUGCCCUGCAAACCACACUUUGUGCAGAAGAAACCGCUGGCAAAUGUUUGCACAGUUGCUUUUAAGUCAAAAAAACAGUUCUCUUAGGACUAUUCUCUGAAGAGAUUUUAUAAAAGCAAUUUUAAUAUGCACAUAUAUGCAAUUUCAGACAUACUUAAAAGCACAUUUUCCGUGAUUGGCACCCUGGAUACACAACUUUAUCUCUCCAAACCCCUCCAAGAUCUUAUUCUCUCACUCUGGGCCACAAACAGAUAACACACCUGUCGUAACACCAUAAUAACGCACCUUAGUAACACACCUUUCUACACUCCUAACCUAGACAGAGCUGCUGUGUACACACUUACUUUGGCCCAACACUGAGUUCUACUUUAGCCUGGUCCUUUGGUAAUUCAGUAUGGGAGGAUCCAUAUCAAUUAAGUGGUU